Messenger RNA from Nothobranchius furzeri (turquoise killifish), 1450 nucleotides. It is a transcript of the gene polr2d, whose product is annotated as RNA polymerase II subunit D. Gene Ontology annotation, cellular component: RNA polymerase II, core complex. The record is from RefSeq and is a predicted model, not a curated record. Lineage: Eukaryota; Metazoa; Chordata; Actinopteri; Cyprinodontiformes; Nothobranchiidae. Gene Ontology annotation, biological process: transcription initiation at RNA polymerase II promoter. Gene Ontology annotation, molecular function: translation initiation factor binding; nucleotide binding.
CGAACGGAGAUCACGGGCGGAAGUAGCGGAAACAGCAGCAGCUAGGCGGAAGUACCGGUGUGUUUUUGUGUGACUGAACGAAACAGCGCGGGUUCUCUUCUUAAAAUUCUUACCACGUGUGUCCAGCUCACGGUACCGAGACUCAACGGAACUCCGGAACGAGUCGUGGCCCGUUAUGGCGGCCGGAAGCACGGCUCCUCCGCAGCUCGGAGACGUAGAAGAAGAUGCGUCACAACUGUUGUUUCCCAAAGAGUUCGAGAACGCUGAGACCCUGCUGAACUCCGAGGUCCACAUGCUGCUGGAACACAGGAAGCAGCAGAACGAGAGCGCCGAGGAUGAGCAGGAGCUGUCCGAGGUCUUCAUGAAGACCCUCAACUACACGGCCCGCUUCAGCCGCUUCAAGAACCGGGAGACCAUUACUGCCGUGCGCAGUCUCCUGCUGCAGAAGAAGCUGCACAAGUUUGAGUUGGCUAGUCUGGCCAAUCUGUGUCCUGAAGCUGCAGAGGAGGCCAAAGCCCUGAUCCCCAGUGUGGAGGGUCGGUUUGAGGACGAGGAGCUGCAGCAAAUCCUGGACGACAUCCAGACAAAGAGGAGCUUCCAGUACUAAGACCAGAACCGACCCGCCGUGCUCUGCGAUAAUUUCUGCCCUUUUUUUGUUUUUGUUUGUUUGUUUCAUGUUGGUUUUUACUCCUUCAAGUUCCUGACACCAAUCCAUACUAGAUGGACAGAAGAGCUGGAUGAAACCAACAGAGGAACAUCUGCUUCCAUGUUGUUUCCUGUUGGACCAGGUUCUGUCCCGUCAGCGCCUUGUCACACAUUGACGCAGUACACUGCAGCACCCGUCUCCUCUGGCUCUUGUAUUACUUCAGGCAAAACCCCAGCAGAUGUCCUCACCAUCUGCAUCGUGUUCCUGGUAAACAGGAGCUUCUCGUAGUUCAUCAGCUGCCUCCAGAACCCGGCGUUGGGUCGGAUGAAUGGCCGGCUCUCCAGAACCAGUUUGUAAGCCUGACGCAGGCUGAGACCGGUACCCCUAAAGAGACACAUACCAGAACCAUCAGACAAGUGUUAACCUGAGUGAGUCCCAGACAAACAGAACCAAACAUAGCUGCACGGCACCCCCUGAGACCCCAGAGCAAACUUGGUGCUUCAGCUUGUCUUGUCUGGAUUUCUAUUGCCCUGAAAAUAGGAUGAAAGUAUCCAGUGGUUCACGAUUAGCUUCCAAAGUAAAAAAAAAACACCUUUCAUCACACCUUCACAGUUUAGAGUGACACUGCACAUCCAGGACCCUUAUUUUGAUUGAUGUAGAGAUCGCAUAAGGAGUUUAAUCUUAGCCUUUGUGUUUUUUAUGACAUUGAGCCAGCACAGCUAAUGCAGUGGUGCAGAUUGAUCUAUGUUGUAUUUUGUUGUGCAAAACAGAAAAAUAAAACCAGUGAGGUGGGUGUGAGUUAAA